Messenger RNA from Lodderomyces orthopsilosis Co 90-125, 1734 nucleotides. RefSeq lists its product as uncharacterized. NCBI's taxonomy places the organism in Eukaryota, Fungi, Ascomycota, Pichiomycetes, Serinales, Debaryomycetaceae. Gene Ontology annotation, cellular component: cytosol; nucleus. Gene Ontology annotation, molecular function: protein binding. The transcript has a single exon. The record is from RefSeq and is a predicted model, not a curated record. Bases 1 to 1734 code for a protein of 577 amino acids. Gene Ontology annotation, biological process: protein deubiquitination.
AUGGAUUCAAAGAUUAAACAGUUAGAGGAAAUGGGGUUUACCCAUGACCAAGCGGAAUCAGCAUUGCAAAGAGCUAAUAAUGACUUAGAACAAGCAAUUGGCUAUUUAUUUGGGGACUCCGAAGAAAAGCAUCCACCAGAAGCACAAAUGUUUGAUGAAGAUUACAAUAUACACAGUGGUACCGUUGCUAUUUCAAACCCACAAGACAUUCCACAGUUUCCAUUACAAGAAUCACAAAACUAUGGAUAUGGUAGUGGAUGGGGUACUGAAUCAGAGCAACUCGACUUGGAUGAGUUUAACCUUUUUGAAAACCCAAAGGCAUUUUUGAGGAACAAGGAGACUAUCCCCGCAGUCGUUCCUAAAAUAGGCAACACACCAGGACGAUUUGUGAUACCAUUGUAUGUGGUACUAUGCCAAAAUCAUGCCUUCAAUGAGAUUUUACUAAGUAAAAACGUAGAUCAAGAAUUUACCGAGAAUUGGUUCAGUGAUCAACAGGAGGAGGCUGAAUCGAGUCAAGACGACAGCGAAUCAUUCAUUGCAGCAAUUCAACAACUUAUUGCAUUCUUUACAACAACCAGUGAACGUUCGUUCAUCAGCUCAGAGGGGUUUUACAAUAAAGUGUCCGAAUCAUUCAAGGCACACGAGUUUGAAGAUUGGGAUGAGCUAGUGACAAUUGCUGCCAAGGAUUUGGAUAAAAAUAUGAAAUCAGUUUUAGGCAAGAAGUUUGAUCUUCUCGACUCACAAGCUGUAGAUCAAGAUGGACAAUUGAAGACUUUUAAAAGCGUCAACAUCGAUAGUGACUGCAGAGAAGCAACGUUAGUGGAAUCUAUAAGUAAAUUGUUAUGGUCUCCAGAGUCUUACGCCAUCAAGAGUAUUGCACCUAUAUUGGGAAUUCAAAUCUCUCCCAAUGACACAGCGAGACAAAUUUCUUCCUUGAAUAUCGAAGAGUCAUUCUACCCUGCCCUCUUUACAUCCAAAUACAGAUCAUUGAUAGAAGAGAUGAACAAAAAAAGGAUUCAGUCAGCAAAGGAAAGGACCACCAUCACUUCAAGAAUUAUGGCUUUGAGCUCUUUUGAAGGAAAGAAAAUCAGGAGUUUUCUAGAUAAAACGAAGAUCUAUAUGGAGAAAAUCGGCGAAAAGGAAGCACAUGAAGAUCUUUCCAAGCUAUCGGACUCUGUAAAGGAUGAAUCGGGUCAAUUAAAUGAGAAGUUAAAGAAAAUUAAUCACGACUACGUCAAACUCGAUACAUCCAUCCAAGACAACAUUAUAGAGGAGAUAAAAAAAGAUGAUAUGUUAGACGUACCUUCGAAAUAUCACUUGGUAGGUGUUGUAUUUUCAGAUACACACUAUGCUUACCGAUCCAGUCACAAGUCAGGUAAUGAAUGGGUACUAUUUCUCGCCGAUGCACCAAACGGGGUUGUUGUAGAUUUCAGGACAACACAAUGUACAUUUGGCGAAAUAAAAGGCUAUAUACAGGAUGAGCCAAGUGAUAAAUACAUCUUUUUGGUUUAUGAUGAUGAGAAUACGUUACAAGGAGAUGUGCUCAAACUCCCAGGUAGCUUAUCGUCAUUUUUCACUCAGGACAACAAAUUCUUACACGCUCAAAUUGAAAAUGCCGAAAAGGAGGAUAUUGAUGUUGUGCAGAGCAAUGAAGAGUCUACCGAAUAUGUGAGCAGAAAAGACUUUGGUGGAAAAGAAAGAGCUGACUCUGAUACAGAUUUAAUAGAUAUAUAG